This is a messenger RNA of Vicia villosa (hairy vetch), 4863 nucleotides long. RefSeq lists its product as uncharacterized. The record is from RefSeq and is a predicted model, not a curated record. Gene Ontology annotation, molecular function: phosphopantetheine binding; oxidoreductase activity. NCBI's taxonomy places the organism in Eukaryota, Viridiplantae, Streptophyta, Magnoliopsida, Fabales, Fabaceae. The transcript is spliced from 6 exons. Bases 69 to 4760 code for a protein of 1563 amino acids. Gene Ontology annotation, biological process: lipid biosynthetic process.
CUAACUGACUUUAUUUGAUACUACUACCAGGUUUUGAAGAGUGCUAGUUUUCUCUUUCAAAUAAGGAAAUGGACACAGAAAGAUCAAUAGAAGACCAAUUCUCCAAGCUACAUCCUUCUUUACCACAAAACACAAGAAUCGGAAUAAUCGGUGCUGGUCCAAGUGGCUUAUCAGCUGCUUAUGCAUUAGCCAGACUUGGUUAUAAGAAUGUUACAGUUAUGGAGAAACAUCACACAGUUGGUGGCAUGUGUGAAUCAGUAGAAAUUGAAGGAAAAGUUUAUGAUUUGGGAGGACAAGUUCUAGCUGCAAGCAGUGCUCCAGUCGUCUUUCAUUUGGCGAAAGAGACAGGCUCUGCAUUAGAAGAAAUGGAUUCUCACAAGCUUGCUGUUGUGGAUCCUUCAUCAGGAGAAUAUCUUGAUACUAAAGUUGCUGAUGAUUAUGUAUCUGUUAUGUCACUUACAUUGGAAAUACAAGAAAAAGUGAAGAAUUGUGGUCGUAUCGGAGUUCACGCUGUUAGCGAUAUUGCUUCAGACUUAACUCCAGAGUAUCUAGAAUGUCAUGGACUCAAAUACGUUCCUAAAUCUGUAGCUUAUGGUUACACUGCUUCAGGAUAUGGAUUUGUUCAAGACAUGCCUUAUGCAUACCUUCAUGAAUUUACUCGAACGUCAAUGGCCGGAAAAAUUCGAAGAUUUAAAGGUGGAUAUACAAGUCUUUGGCGGAAGAUUGCUGAAUCACUUCCUUUUAGAGUUCUAUGUAACACUGAAGUAUUGUCAAUCAAACGGAACUCAGACAGGGCCGUGGUUCGUAUCAAGAACUUAAAUGUAGUUGAAUCAUUGGAAUUCGAUAAGAUCAUAAUUUCUGGCUCGUUUCCAUUCAAUUAUGGAAGAAUUUACCGAUCGCCUUCUACUUUCAUAGAAUGCGGAAAAGAAGUAAUGGAUGCAAGUGAUCUUGAAAAAGAUUUAUUCAGCAAAGUCGAGACAAAUGAUUACUACACCACAGUUUUGAAGAUCAAAGGGCUGGAACAUUUUCCUAUUGGAUUUUAUUAUUUUAGUAAAUAUAUGGAAGAUCCAAGCACAAUUGGAAAUCCAGUUGCAAUGCAGAAAUUUUAUGAUGACAGUAAUAUAUUCUUGUUCUGGUCCUACGGAAACUCGGUUGAUAUUAAGGGACCAACUGUCAAGGAGCUUGCAAUAAAGACAGUAGAAGCAAUGGGAGGGGAAAUUGAGAGUUUCAUUUUUCAACGCCGCUUCAAAUAUUUUCCUCAUGUUAGCAGCCAAGAUAUGAAAGAUGGAUUCUAUGAAAAGUUGGAAUCAGAGCUUCAAGGAUCAAAUAAUACUUAUUAUGUUGGUGGUCUUAUGGCAUUUGAGCUUACAGAAAGGAACUCGUCUUAUGCCAUGGCUCUAAUUUGCAAGAACUUUGCCAACAGAAAUGAUUUGCCGACAUUUCCUUACACUAAGAAUUUGUUUCCCUUGCAAACUGAGCUACAAAAGAAGAACCCUAAAGAAUUAGAUGAAUUGCCAGAAGUGAAAUUUCCGAAUUUGCCUACUUUGAAUAGCUACUUAAAGUACUGGGGGACUCAUCCGAUUACUCAAAAUAGGACUCUUUAUACAUGGAUUAACGAAGAAGGGAAUCCGGUGAGCCGCAGGACCUAUGGAGAACAGCAUUUUUAUUCUUCUUGUGUUGCUCAUAAGCUCUUGACGAGCCAAAAGCCGGUUAUCAAGCCCGGUGACCGAGUUCUCCUUGUCUACGUCCCCGGUUUAGAUUUUAUAGAUGCGUUCUUUGGAUGCCUAAGAGCUAAAGUCUUGCCAGUUCCAAUUAUUCCCCCGGAUCCCAUGCAAAGAAGUGGACAGGCACUAAUGAAAAUUGAAAAUAUUGCCAAGUCAUGUGGCAUUGUUGCAAUUUUGUCAACAUUAGCUUAUCACUCAGCUGUCCGAGCAGGUUCUUUGAAAAAUUUGAUUUCACUAACACGGAAAAAUGGAAAGUCAUCCAGCCGUUGGCCAAAUCUUCCGUGGUUGCAUACUGAUACCUGGGUCAAGAACUCUAAGAGCAUUGUUUUGGAGCAUCUUGAUGAUCAAAACGAACCACAGCCUGACGAUACAUGUUUCUUGCAAUUUACCUCGGGAUCAACUGGUGAUGCUAAAGGAGUCAUGAUCUCUCAUGGAGGGCUAAUUCAUAAUGUGAAGUUGAUGCAAAGUAGAUACAAAAGUACCUCAAGGACUAAACUGGUAAGUUGGCUUCCUCAGUAUCAUGAUAUGGGGCUUAUUGGAGGACUUUUUACCUCUCUUGUUAGUGGUGGAUCUGCGAUUUUAUUUUCACCUAUGACAUUUAUCAAGAAGCCAAUGUUAUGGCUUGAAAUCAUCAGCAAGUAUCAAGCAACUCAUAGUGCCGGCCCUAACUUUGCCUUCGAGUUACUAAUCCGAAGGUUAGAGUCUGACAAGGAUAAGAUUCGGAAUUUAGACCUUUCAUCUUUGGUUUUUCUUAUGACUGCUGCUGAACCAGUGAGACAGAAGACCUUGAAAAGAUUCAUUGAGUUAACAACUCCUUUCGGCUUAUCUCAAAAGGUGAUGGCUCCUGGAUACGGCUUGGCAGAAAAUUGUGUCUUUGUAAGUUGUGCAUUUGGAGAAGGUAAGCCUAUUAUUGUUGAUUGGCAGGGAAGAGUUUGUUGUGGGUAUAUUCGUCCGGAAGAUAAAGAUAUCGACAUUAGAAUUGUUGACCCAGACACUUGCGAAGAGUUUCACGAAGACGGGACGGAGGGAGAAGUCUGGAUUAGUAGUCCAAGUGCAGGAGUAGGAUACUGGGGAAGGGAAGAAUUGAGCCAGAAAACUUUCAGGAAUGAACUUACAAAUCAUCCCGGACGUAAAUACACAAGAACCGGAGACUUGGGACGAAUAAUAGAUCAGAAGCUAUUCAUCACUGGAAGAAUCAAGGAUCUUAUCAUUGUUGCGGGGAGAAACAUUUACUCGUCUGACGUGGAAAAGACAGUUGAGACUUCAUCUGAGUUUCUUCGUCCCGGUUGCUGUGCUGUCAUAGGUGUCCCUGAGGAAAUUCUAUCAGCAAAAGGGAUUUCCAUUCCAGAUGGCUCUGAUCAGGUUGCGUUGGUUGUGAUUGCAGAAGUAAGGGACGGUAAGCCAGUUAGCAAGGAUGUGAUUGACAUCAUUAAGAUGCGUGCGGCAGAAGAACAUGGAGUCAGUCUUGCUUCUGUCAAGUUGAUCAAGCCUAGAACCAUCAGCAAAACUACAUCGGGAAAGAUCAAGAGAUUUGAAUGUCUCAAACAAUUUACAGACGAGACACUGCACUUGGUACCUCUACGUACGAAACCUAUGAUGACAAAGAAAUCUAAGGUAUGGCCAUUUACUGCAUCAACCUGCAGAGAAGAAAAACCAUUCCAGCUCCAGCUAGUAAGAAGUUCACCUGCAGAUAGUAAGAGGAUCAAUAAAAGCGACAUUGUAGAGUUUCUGAAAAUUCUCAUUUCUGAGCAGACUGGAGUACCAAUCAACAAUGUCUCAGUCACUGACAACCUCACAUCCUACGGAAUUGACUCAAUUGGUGUUGUUAAAGCAACUCAAAAACUCUCAGAUUUCCUUGGAACACCAAUUGCAGCUAUAGAUGUUUUCACUGCAUCAUGCAUCCUUGAAUUGGCUAGCUUCUCAGAGGAUCUUCUGUCAAAGACUCAGCCUCAGAUAGUGAGAAGUAUACCUGUCACUACUAAAAGGAUCAAUAAGAACGACAUCGUAGAGUUUUUGAAAGCGCUUAUUUCUGAGCAGACUGGAGUAUCAAUUGACAACAUCUCAGUCACAGACAACCUGACAUCCUAUGGAAUCGACUCAAUUGGUGUGGUUAAAGCAACUCAAAAACUCUCAGAUUUUCUUGGAACACCAGUUGCAGCAAUAGAUGUUUUCACUGCAUCCUGCAUUCAAGAAUUGGCUAACUUCUCUGAAGAUCUUUUAUCAAAGACUCAGACUCAGCUUUCAAAUAAUCCAUCCGAUGUUCCAGAAGCGGAAAUUGAUUCAACUGAAUCAGUUGUGGAGGUAUCCAAGUCUCGCCAGUUGGGUAUCCGUGUACUUCAAUUCCUGGCUCUUAUUUAUAUCUCAAUCAUGCUGGCCUCUCCUGCCUAUCUAUCCAUAACUGCUUUUACAAACUCCAGCCUAUGUGCCAAUAAAUCAGUAGCUGGAGUUCCUUGGUUAAAUUACAUAAUUUCGCUGGUUUUUACACCUCUUGCUUGGAUGCUUUGCAUUGCUUCUACUUGCAUUUGCAUUUCAGUGUUUGGAAGUUCUUUAUUGGGGCAAAACUAUAAACAUACUUCUGACAUCUCCAUUUAUUCAAUGGAUUUUGUCAAGUGGUGGACACUAUAUAAGGCUCAAGAAAUUUCCUCUAACGUUUUGGCAACACACCUCAGAGGAACAGUGUUUCUGAACUACUGGUUUGAGAUGUGGGGUGCAAGAAUUGGAUCAUCAGUUCUUCUUGAUACAGUUGACAUCACAGACCCGGCUCUGGUGUCAAUCGGAGACGAAGCUGUCGUUGCGGAAGGGGUUUUGGUUCAAAGCCAUGAGGUAAAGAAAGGAGUUCUAAGUCUCCAUCCCGUUAGGAUUGGAAACUGUUCUUCUAUUGGACCUUAUGCUGUUAUUCAAAAAGGAAGUGUUGUUGGAGAAAGUGUUGAAGUAAAGGCUUUGCAAAAGGUUGGAGGAGGUGAACAUGUGCUAAAGCCAAAUAACCUUGAUAAUAUUGAUAAGGUAUGUUCCAUUACACAAUGCUUACAAAAAUAAGUUAUAUAAUCUACGCAUAUAUUUUCAUGAUAUUUUAUAUAACUGAUAAAAAUAUUUUAUACAUAAACACUUACAUGAUAAAAACUCAUGUUAUAAACACUCA